Penicillium bovifimosum is the source of this 408-nucleotide messenger RNA. RefSeq lists its product as uncharacterized. NCBI's taxonomy places the organism in Eukaryota, Fungi, Ascomycota, Eurotiomycetes, Eurotiales, Aspergillaceae. The transcript has a single exon. The coding region runs from base 1 to 408 and encodes 135 amino acids. The record is from RefSeq and is a predicted model, not a curated record.
AUGUCUGUCCAACCAACUCCGAUUGAGAUUAUCAACCUGAUUGAGGAUACACCCUCACCCCCACCAUCACAGGGGAUAUAUAUACCUCGUAGGUAUACCCCGUUGAACGACGACGACGACGACGACGACGAUGCACAGCCCUCGUUCCAGCUUUCUGGAACGACGCUGGCGCGAAGGGGGGACCGGAUCACUCGGGAUCUUGGGCAUCGACCGCCAACGUCCCAACGGCAAAGAGCAGCGGUACCUUCGGGUAUCGCUGCUCGCUCAAGUGGUCCGCGCCGAAAGGCACAACCUACCAAUGACCCCCAAACCGCCGCCCGAGUCCGGACGGCGAUAAACUUUUAUUCGCAGACCGUCACUGGGGGCAAAGAUGGCACGUUCCAAGAGAUUAAUAUGUAUAUCUCAUAA